Girardinichthys multiradiatus is the source of this 2063-nucleotide messenger RNA. Its product is annotated as protein NipSnap homolog 2-like. Bases 185 to 1015 code for a protein of 276 amino acids. The record is from RefSeq and is a predicted model, not a curated record. The transcript has 10 exons. Gene Ontology annotation, cellular component: mitochondrion. Lineage: Eukaryota; Metazoa; Chordata; Actinopteri; Cyprinodontiformes; Goodeidae.
AACCCCGAACAAGAUGAUACGCUGCUGAGCAGCUGUAAACAUGUGAUCCUGUGUUUGUGAUGAAGGGAAGCACGUUAUCAUCCUGCAUUGUUCCUCGGGGUUACGUCCCACUGUCAGCUGCUCAGUAAACAGCCCGGACUGCGGCUGGCUGCAGCCUCCGACUCCCAACUGCCUCCAGACAAACAUGGCGAGCAGAGUCCUUCAAAGAAUGGCCACCGGCCUUCACAGAACGAGAACCGGACUUAAGGCCAACGUCCCGGUCGCCGUCACCUUCAGGGGGCUCGCAGGACUUAAAUCUCUUUUUGUGAGAAAAGUUGACCCCAGAAAAGAUGCUCACUCUCAUCUGCUUUCUAAGAAGGAAGACAACAAUCUGUACAAAAUACAGUUUCAUAACGUUAAACCAGAGUGCCUUGAUGCUUACAAUGAACUUUGUGAAGCAGUGUUACCUUCCAUUCAUGCUGAUCCUGAAUACCCCUGUGAGCUGGUGGGCACCUGGAACACAUGGUACGGAGAGCAGGAUCAGGCAGUUCACCUAUGGAGAUAUCGGGGAGGAUACCCGGCUCUCACCGAAGUCAUGAACAAACUCAGGCAGAAUAAGGUGUUUAUGAACUACAGGGAUGAGAGGGGAAAAAUGCUGCUGUCUCGUAGGAAUCAGCUGCUGCUGGAGUUCAGCUUCUGGAACGAACCCGUCCCUCGUCCAGGACCAAACAUCUAUGAGCUCCGAUCGUACCAGCUCAGACCAGGGACAAUGAUCGAGUGGGGAAAUUAUUGGGCACGGGCGAUUGAGAUCCGCCAGCAGAACCAGGAGGCUGUUGGAGGCUUUUUCUCUCAGAUCGGAAGCCUUUACCAAGUUCAUCACUUAUGGGCUUACAAAGAUCUUCAGACCAGAGACAAAAUUAGAAAUGCAGCAUGGCAGCGGGAUGGUUGGGAUGAGGUUGUUUAUUACACAGUCCCGCUUAUUCAGCACAUGGAGUCCAGCAUAAUGAUUCCCAGGAAGACGUCCCCCCUGAAGUAACCACCGACAGAACCAAUCGGCGCUACACCUACUCUGACCUGUGAAGUAUAACCAACCACCAGAAUGUACACUGCCUGGAAAUUCAGCACAACCUAAAUAUAGUUUUCCUUGUUUCGGUUCUUUUUGUUUCUGAAAUCUUUCUACCUUUUUUCUUGUUUUAUUUUUAAGAAAUUUGCAUCAAAACAGAAUUUGACAAGUUACUAUAAUUACUGAGUUACUGAGUUGUUAGAGUGCAGAAGAGACAGUUACUGAUUUGACCUUCUCGAUUCUGUCAUGAAAAUGAGAUGAAAAUUAAAAUGAUUCGUUAGCUUUGUAGAAAACCAAAACUAAAUCCCUCAAAACAAGCAAAAACAGUGAGCCUUAAAUGUGGUGAUUUCACUAAAAGAAACAGGCUCUGUUUUGAUUUUACUCCCAUUUUUUUCUUAAAACUUGUUUACAAAACUUUAUGUAUCUGACGAUGGUGUGAAGCUGAGAUUUGUUUCAGAAUUAUUAAGCUAUUAUGCUAAAAAUGUUUCAAGAUUCUCACAAGUUGAAGUUCACAAAACCACCGAAAAAUAUUGUAAAAUAAAGACUUUCAGCUCUUGAGUUCCAUCUGAAAACACAUGAUUUGCUGAAUCCUUUGCUUUGUUUUCCUUCCUUCUUUGUUUAACUGAUCACACCUCCAGUUUCUUUCUUUAACAUCGUGACACUCCUGGCUCUCCCAGUUGUGAAAACAAUGCAGAGUUAUUAAAAUGUGUUCUAAUUAGGCAGAGCCAAUGAAUAUUUGCAGAAUAAGCUACUGUACACUGACUGGUUUGGGCUUAUUCCAGUACAGUAAAUUAAUAUCAUCAUUGUUAAUGUGUGUUCUGAGAUUGAUUUUUAAGCAAUGCCACCAUGUUAUUGGUAGGAGGGCCUAUUGAACAACCCAAAGAUAUGGUCUCCUGUGUCUGUAAAGAAUCUGGGUCUUUAAAAUCACCUCUUGUUGUCAGAUUAGUGGCGCCCCAGAGUGGAAAAUAUAAAAUGUAGAGCUUUAGUUGUACAUAUUGAAUAAAAUGUCUCAUUCAUAGAA